UCCCACCUCCACCCUCACUGAUGCAUACUGUGAGUUUUUCACAUCAGCCGGGAUCAUUCUAGCUCAACUUCUGCGUCUCAUGCAGACUUAAAUCAGCAGUGGACAUCCAGCUACACAAGGUUUGGUAUGAUGAAAAUGUCUUUUUUGCCAUGUUAAUAGCUCAACCAUUAACUGAGGAGGGAAGAGCCCUGCUGUACUGGACAAACACAGACUGAGACCCCUCAGAGUCCUUCUCUGACCUCCUGAAUCGGACAUGGGGAAAGUCUACUAUGUCAGUAAAAAUGUGGGCCUCGGGAUGCUUGUAUUGGCGGUCGCCGCUCUAGCUACGAUCAUAGCUCUGUCCAUUGCCUACGACAAGGAAAGGGCCAAGAAUCGAGGCAAGCCUGGAGAUGAAGCAACAGACAGCACUAGCAUGCCCCCACCCCCCACCACCCCUUUCAUCCCGAAGGAGCCCUGGGAUCAUUACAGACUUCCAGACUCCCUUGUUCCUCUGUCCUACAAUGUGACCCUGUGGCCCAGACUGGAGCCCGACGCACGCGGCAUGUUCGUCUUCACUGGACAUUCAGCUGUGGUCUUCAGAUGUGUGAAGGAGACAGACCUUAUAAUCAUCCACUCCAACAAGCUGAACCUGACCACCUUCUACGGGCACCAUGCUAAGCUGACAGGCCUUGGUAAAGCCACUGUGCCCACCAUACAAAAGUCUUGGCUUGUUGUGAAGACGGAGUAUCUGGUUCUCCAGCUACACAGCAGACUAGCUGUUGGAUCGUUGUAUUUGCUUUACACUGAAUUUCUGGGGGAGCUGGCAGAUGACCUGCAAGGCUUCUACAGGAGUGAAUACAUUGAAGAUGGUGUGAAGAAAGUUGUUGCUACCUCGCAGAUGCAAGCAACCUAUGCCAGGAAAACCUUCCCUUGUUUUGACGAGCCCGCCAUGAAAGCCGUCUUCAAUGUCAUCAUCAUCCAUGACCGAGCCACUGUGGCUCUGUCUAACGGCAGGGACAUUGACACAGUAGACUCUGUCAUUGAUGGCGUGCCUGUCAGUGUGACUACAUUUGAGCCCACAGAGAGAAUGUCCACAUAUCUGCUGGCAUUUAUUGUCAGUGACUUUGUUAAGAUUCAGUCAACCCAAAACAACAGUUUAUUGGUCCGAAUCUGGGCUCGAAGAAAAGCCAUAGCUGACAGGCAGGGGGACUAUGCUCUCAGCGUUACAGGGCCGAUCCUUCAGUUCUAUGAGCACUACUACAAUGCAACAUAUCCGCUCUCCAAGUCAGAUCAGAUAGCUCUGCCUGACUUCAAUGCUGGGGCCAUGGAGAACUGGGGUCUGAUCACAUAUAGGGAGACGGCCCUGCUCUAUGAUCCCAUGUUGUCCUCCACUGGAAACAAAGAGAGAGUAACAACUGUAAUCUCACAUGAACUCGCACACAUGUGGUUUGGCAACUUGGUGACUCUGCAAUGGUGGAAUGACCUGUGGUUGAACGAGGGGUUUGCAUCAUACGUGGAAUACCUCGGAGCAGACUAUGCUGAGCCCACCUGGAACAUUAAAGACCAGAUAAUACUUUCUGACGUGCACAAGGUGUUUGCUGUCGACGCCCUGGCUUCCUCCCACCCGCUGUCCCGCCGAGAAGAGGAGGUCAAUAACCCUGCUGAGAUCAGCGAGAUGUUCAACACCAUCUCCUACAGCAAGGGAGCGGCGGUGCUCAGGAUGCUGUCAGAGUUUCUCACUGAGCCUGUGUUUGCCAAAGGACUCAGUUCUUACCUGAACACAUUCGCCUUCAACAACACAGUGUAUACAGACUUGUGGGACCACCUCCAGAAGGCAGUUGAAAACACACCAGGUAUGCAUAUUCCUCACACCGUCCACAACAUCAUGAAUCACUGGACUCUUCAGAUGGGCUUCCCAGUGGUCACUAUUGACACCCGGACAGGAAGUAUCACCCAGAAACACUUCCUGCUGGAUCCAGACUCUGUAGUGGACAGGCCCUCUCAGUUCAAUUACACAUGGUUUGUCCCAAUUAAAUGGAUGAAGACAGGUGUGGAGCAGCAGCAGUACUGGCUCCUUCAAAAGACAGACAUCAACAGUCAGAUGAGAGUGUCAGGAGAGGACUGGGUGCUGGCGAACACUAAUGUAUCUGGAUACUUUAGGGUAAACUAUGACCUUUACAACUGGGAUCGUCUUCUCUCCCUGCUCAGCACCAACCAUCAGGCUUUAUCAAUCAUCAACAGAGCACAGAUCAUAGAUGAUACAUUCAACCUAGCAAGAGCCAAAAUAAUCAGUACAACAUUGGCCCUGAGAACUACCAAAUACCUGUCCAAGGAAAGAGACUACAUCCCCUGGGAUUCAGCUCUGAGAAACCUCGACUACUACAUAUUAAUGUUUGACCGCACUGAGGUUUAUGGAGCUUUACAGGCAUACCUCAAGAAACAAAUCCAACCACUUUUUGAGCACUUCAAGACCAUUACAGCUAACUGGACCAAAGUACCUACAAAGCACACUGACCAGUAUAAUCAGAUCAAUGCUGUUGGAUAUGCCUGCGGUAUGGGUGUGGAGGGUUGCAGGGAGCUGAUCAAAAGCUGGUACAGACAGUGGAUGGAAAAUCCACAUCACAACCCGAUCCAUCCAAACUUGAAAAGCACAGUUUACUGUAGUGCCAUAGCCUUCGGGGGCGUGGAGGAGUGGGACUUUGCCUGGAGAAUGUUCAAGAACGCCACUCUGGCAUCUGAAGCUUCCAGGCUCAGGGCUGCCAUGUCCUGCACCAAAGCUCCUUGGCUUUUGAACAGGUAUCUGGAAUACACACUCGACCCAACUAAGAUCCGCAAGCAAGACGCCACCUCUACCAUCCAGUACGUUGCCAGAAACAUUGUGGGGAUGCCGCUGGCCUGGAACUUCGUCAGGGCAAGAUGGGGCUACAUUUUCCAGCAGUAUGGAAAAGGAUCAUUUUCCUUCUCAAAUCUCAUCAAUGGAAUCACAAAGAGGUUCUCAUCAGAGUUUGAGUUGCAGGAGCUGAAGAAAUUCAAAGAAGAAAACCUUCAUGUUGGUUUUGGCUCAGCCACCUUGGCCCUGGAGCAGGCUAUAGAGAAGACCACAGCCAACAUUAAAUGGGUGACGGAGAACAAAGCCCAUGUGCUGAAGUGGUUUACUGAGGAGUCCAAAUGACAACACUUGGACGGUCUUUUUAGUGCAGUCAGGGAUAUGUAUUGAAUGACUAUCACUAUAAUCAUCAGGAACAACAGAUGGGUGGCAAUUUUUCUUGGCAAUAGUUGUGCAAUGACAACUGAUGUGACACAAUACUUCACUGGAAAUCACAUGUGCCACUUGAUACCAGUGGUAUAGCAGUAAAUACUAGAGCGUAACUCUCGCCUCUAGUCUUUGAUUGUCAAUGAACAAAGAAAUAUUGUUUUAUUCGCAUAACAUUUAUUUUCAUUCUCAGAAAUGCAUUCAUUGAUGUCUUUUUCUUCAUUUUAAUAUUAUAUGUUGCUGCUUACUAUGAUGUAUGCAAUGCACAUAAACGCGGGGCCUUCAACCACUUUAACACCAGAGCAACUUGUGUUCACUGACACUGAUUCAAGUGAGUGAAACCUGUGACUGCCAUUAGGGACCCUAAACAUGACAAUUUACUUUUGUAUUUCAGAUUGACUGCAUACAUAUGUGUGUAUCCCUGCAAAUGUGCAAUGAAUGAGUUUUUAACAACUGUUGCCCUUUAGUGGUAGGAGAGAAAGAUAUUGUAAAAAGUGAUCUUACUGAAUAAAUUUGCCUGAUUUGAUUUCUA
Molecule: messenger RNA, 3764 nt
Organism: Dicentrarchus labrax (European seabass)
Lineage: Eukaryota; Metazoa; Chordata; Actinopteri; Moronidae
Product: aminopeptidase N
Exons: 21
Coding region: 254-3151 (965 amino acids)
Biological process (GO): proteolysis; peptide catabolic process
Cellular component (GO): cytoplasm
Molecular function (GO): zinc ion binding; peptide binding; metalloaminopeptidase activity
Source: RefSeq, a predicted model, not a curated record